Molecule: messenger RNA, 1061 nt
Organism: Phlebotomus argentipes
Lineage: Eukaryota; Metazoa; Arthropoda; Insecta; Diptera; Psychodidae
Gene: Vha36-1
Product: V-type proton ATPase subunit D 1
Exons: 2
Coding region: 105-845 (246 amino acids)
Cellular component (GO): proton-transporting V-type ATPase complex
Molecular function (GO): proton-transporting ATPase activity, rotational mechanism
Source: RefSeq, a predicted model, not a curated record
GCAUGCUCUCCACUGGAAGCGCCACUAGCAGUUAAGGUGGGAUUCAGGUCAGCUGACUUCUCUGGCAAAAUUGGUUUCUUGUGUGUGAAUUUUUCCAUAGAAAAAUGUCAGGAAAGGAUCGUCUUGCAAUCUUCCCCUCUCGAGGGGCGCAGAUGUUGAUGAAGGGCCGUCUCGCCGGCGCCCAGAAGGGUCAUGGGCUGCUGAAGAAGAAGGCAGACGCCCUGCAGAUGCGCUUCCGUCAGAUCCUGGGCAAGAUCAUCGAAACCAAGACACUCAUGGGCGAAGUGAUGAAGGAGGCGGCCUUCUCGCUGGCCGAGGCCAAGUUCGCCACGGGCGACUUCAACCAGGUGGUUCUGCAGAAUGUGACCAAGGCACAGAUCAAGAUCCGCACGAAGAAGGACAACGUGGCUGGUGUGACUCUACCUGUGUUCGAGUCGUACCAGGACGGCGCGGACACUUACGAGCUGGCUGGAUUGUCUCGUGGUGGUCAUCAGAUCAGCAAGCUCAAGAAGAACUACCAGAGCGCCGUGAAGCUGCUGGUGGAGUUGGCCUCCCUCCAGACGGCCUUCGUGACCCUCGACGAGGUGAUUAAGAUCACCAACAGGCGCGUGAACGCCAUCGAGCACGUGAUCAUUCCGCGCAUUGAGCGCACCCUCGCCUACAUCAUCUCCGAGCUGGAUGAGUUGGAGCGCGAGGAGUUCUACAGGCUGAAGAAGAUCCAGGACAAGAAGAGGAUCGCCAAGGCCAAGGCAGAGGCCGCCAAGGCUGAGCUUCUCGCUAAGGGCAUCGAUGUUCGCGAUGUGUCCAACUUGCUGGACGAGGGAGAUGAUGAUAUACUCUUCUAAGCGCGCCCGGCAGCAUCUCCCGGCUAUUCCAUUCGACUUGUGUGUAAAUUUUUACUUUGUCUCCUGUGUAAAUAUCGCUUUGGCGGCGCCUGCGAGCAGUAUUCCAAGGGGAGGUGUUCUUUCUUUCGGUCUGUAGUAGAAUCCAAUGUUCGCUGUCUCAAGAGAGUUGCAAUGAGUUGAUUAAUUGGAAAACAAUAAUAAAUGUUAGAGUAUUUA